GCCGCGGUUAUUUGGUGAGCGCUGGUGGUUUAUUCUUCCGUGGAGUUAAGGGUUCCGUGGACAUCUCAAGUCUUCAGGGUCUUCCAUCUGGAACUAUAUAAAGUUCAGAAAAUAUGUCUCGAAGAUAUGACUCCAGGACCACUAUAUUUUCUCCAGAAGGUCGCUUAUACCAAGUUGAAUAUGCCAUGGAAGCUAUUGGACAUGCAGGCACCUGUUUGGGAAUUUUAGCAAAUGAUGGUGUUUUGCUUGCAGCAGAGAGACGCAACAUCCACAAGCUUCUUGAUGAAGUCUUUUUUUCUGAAAAAAUUUAUAAACUCAAUGAGGACAUGGCUUGCAGUGUGGCAGGCAUAACUUCUGAUGCUAAUGUUCUGACUAAUGAACUAAGGCUCAUUGCUCAAAGGUAUUUAUUACAGUAUCAGGAGCCAAUACCUUGUGAGCAGUUGGUUACAGCACUGUGUGAUAUCAAACAAGCUUAUACACAAUUUGGAGGAAAACGUCCCUUUGGUGUUUCACUGCUGUACAUUGGCUGGGAUAAGCACUAUGGCUUUCAGCUCUAUCAGAGUGACCCUAGUGGAAAUUACGGGGGAUGGAAGGCCACAUGCAUUGGAAAUAAUAGCGCUGCAGCUGUGUCAAUGUUGAAACAAGACUACAAAGAAGGAGAAAUGACCUUGAAGUCAGCACUUGCUUUAGCUAUCAAAGUACUAAAUAAGACCAUGGAUGUUAGUAAACUCUCUGCUGAAAAAGUGGAAAUUGCAACACUAACAAGAGAGAAUGGAAAGACGGUAAUCAGAGUUCUCAAACAAAAAGAAGUGGAGCAGUUGAUCAAAAAACACGAGGAAGAAGAAGCCAAAGCUGAGCGUGAGAAGAAAGAAAAAGAACAGAAAGAAAAGGAUAAAUAGAAUCAGAGAUUUUAUUACUCAUUGGGGCACCAUUUCAGUGUAAAAGCUGUCCUACUCUUCCACACUAGGAAGGCUUUGACUUUUUUUAACUGGUGCAGUGGGAAAAUAGGACAUUACAUACUGGAUUGGGUCCUUGUCAUUUCUGUCCAAUUGAAUAUUGUAAUGAUGAUGGUUACUCUUCAUGGACAUCUUAAUCUUCCACACACAUCCCCUUUUUUUGGAAUAAAAUUUGGAAAAUGGAAAUGAAGGAAUAAA
Pongo pygmaeus (Bornean orangutan) is the source of this 1154-nucleotide messenger RNA. It is a transcript of the gene PSMA4, whose product is annotated as proteasome 20S subunit alpha 4. Gene Ontology annotation, cellular component: proteasome core complex; proteasome core complex, alpha-subunit complex. Gene Ontology annotation, biological process: ubiquitin-dependent protein catabolic process. NCBI's taxonomy places the organism in Eukaryota, Metazoa, Chordata, Mammalia, Primates, Hominidae. The transcript has 9 exons. Bases 114 to 899 code for a protein of 261 amino acids. The record is from RefSeq and is a predicted model, not a curated record.